Molecule: messenger RNA, 874 nt
Organism: Oppia nitens
Lineage: Eukaryota; Metazoa; Arthropoda; Arachnida; Sarcoptiformes; Oppiidae
Exons: 3
Coding region: 86-874 (262 amino acids)
Molecular function (GO): oxidoreductase activity
Source: RefSeq, a predicted model, not a curated record
AAAAUCAUACUACAAGUAGUUCAUGUAAUUAUAAAGUUUGUUAAUAAAAUAUUGAAAUUUAAAAAAACUCAAAACAUUUUUAAUAAUGUCAACAAUUUCGCGAGAUUUUAGUGGGAAAGUAGUACUAAUCACUGGAUCCAGUGGUGGUAUCGGUGCUGUGGCUGCCGUCGAGUUUGCCAAAGCUGGCGCUCACGUAGUGGUCACCGGCAGAAAUGCCGGCAAUGUAUCUGAAGUGGCCAAAGAAGUACUCAAUACAUCGCCAACUGGUCUGAAACCUUUGGAAGUGGUGGCCGACGUCGGUAAAGACGACGACUGUCGCCGAUUGGUUGACUCGACAAUCAAACAAUUUAACAGAUUAGACGUAUUGGUCAAUAAUGCCGGUUUCGGUUUGGGUACGUCUAUAUACGACUCGGAUAUUUUAGAUAAAUACCAGAAAAUUAUGGACACAAAUGUGAGAGGAGUUAUCAAUUUAUCGCACUUAUGUGUCGAGCAUUUGGAGAAAACCAAAGGCAAUAUCAUUAAUAUAUCGAGUGUUUGUGGUCUCAAACCGUUCGCCACAUUUUCUAUCUAUUGUAUAUCUAAGAGUGCAUUAGAUAUGUUUACUAAAUGUUUGGCACUAGAGUUGGGACCCAAAGGAAUUCGUGUCAAUUCAGUCAAUCCGGCAGCAGUGCGAACCAAUUUCUUGCAAGUGGUUGGUAUGAAAAAAGAUCAGAUUGAUGCCGCAUACGAAGCCAUGACAACCCGAUAUCCGGUUGGACGAGUGGGUGAAUCCAUCGAUAUUGCAAAUGCUAUACUAUUUUUGGCAUCGCCUGAGGCGUCGUUUGUUACGGGCAUCAACUUUGUCUCCGAUGGCGGUUCACUCAAUUCAACAUAA